Molecule: messenger RNA, 4882 nt
Organism: Poecilia reticulata (guppy)
Lineage: Eukaryota; Metazoa; Chordata; Actinopteri; Cyprinodontiformes; Poeciliidae
Source: RefSeq, a predicted model, not a curated record
CCAAUAAAUAAAGUUUUAUUUCUAUUGUACAUUUAAAGUUCAAAGUUCAGCUCAAAACAAUAAAACGGGUAAGUGUGAAAACAAUCCAGGCUAAAACGUUGUGGGUCUCCAGAACCAGAACCUGCUGGGUUCUGGACGGGUUAGAGGUCCAGCAGAUCGGAGCUCUGGUUCCGCCGGAAGCAGCCUGUAAAGGGUUAAAACUCCUCGGACCUGAACUGUUCAUCUGCGCGCUCAGCAGGUGUAGGGGGCGUGGCCACCGCUCAGGUGUGAAGGCUGCUCGUGAGCUCAGCGGCUUCAGACGAACUUCCGCCAUGAUGAAGGCUCUGCUGUGGCUGUGCGGAGUCUUCCUCAUCCCCGCUGCGGCUGCGAGCAGCAGCGCCAGGUAACCACCUCACCUGGAGGGACCGGAAACCACCUGUAGGACUAUUGGAAUCAAUUCAUUUGAUCAGUUAUCUGUUUUUAAGAUAAUUACUAGGUUGUCUUUGAAAUAUUGUUUUAAAUGUAACAUUUUAAUAACUAAUUUUUAUUUAAUCACCAAAUCAUUUGAGUCUUUUUGCUAAUUUAUAUAAAGUAAAUAAUUGAUCUUUACUUUUUAACAUUAAGUAAUUAAUAUUUUAGAUUUUCUUCAUUUUUUAUUAGUUUUUUCAUUAUGUAGACUGAAUGUUAUGUUCUCAGACCUUCCAUCCAUUUCUAACACCUGGAGCCUCAGUGGGUCAGGAGGAGCUGCUGCCUCUGCAGCUCAGGUUCCGGGCGAGAGGCGGGGUCACAGGUCACCUGGACGGGUCACCUGGACGGGUCACCUGUCUGUCCAGGGCAUGUUCUCGGACCAAACUGGGGAAAUGAAAUGAUGAGAAUCAAGUCAUAAAAUUACGAGAUAAAUUUUAUUUUACCAGAACAAAUUCAUAACAUCGCGAGAAUAAAAUGUUUUUAUUGAUUCUCCCGUUUUAAGAUUCAUGUGUAAAUAAAUUACGUCACAUUUCAGAUUUUAGAGAUUGUUCCGGUCGGUUUGGACCAGAAACCUUUAAACGGGCCGGUGGUUCUGAAAGAACAGCAAUAAAAACCUGGAGGUCCGACCCGGUUUCUGAUGUCCGUCCUCUGGUUCUCCAGGCCGGACGCUUGGAACGUCACCCGACCCGCCAACCGACCCAAUUACCGACCUGAACCGGGCUCCCAGCCGUCCUACCUGCUGCUGGCCCCCGCGGGGCUCCGGCCCGGUCUUCCCUUCUCGGUGUCGGUCUCCAUCUUGGGCUCCUCGUCCGUCUCCGUCUCCGCUGAGAUCGUCUAUGAGAAAGAGACGCUGUCCUCCAACUCCACCACGAUUAAAGGAGGAUCCACCAGGCUGCUGACUCUGCCUGCUAUCCACCAAGUCGGGUCCAGCCCCGGAUGGACCUACACCCUGAAGGUCAGAGGUCGCCGCGGUUCGGUGCAGCUCUUCUCCAACUCCACGGAGCUGCAUGUGGACCCCCGCGGCGUCUCCACCUUCAUCCAGACCAACCAGCCGCGCUACCUGCCGGGCCAGGUGGUGAAGAUCCGAACCGUGUCGGUUCGCUCCAAUGGGAAGCCGUGUUCCGAACCGGCAGACGUUCUGAUCCGAGAUCCGAGAGGAAACCUUCUGAGACAGUGGCUGGACAAAGACGGCGUCCUGGGUGUGGUGUCCACAGAGUUCCAGCUGUCGGAGAACCCCCCGCUGGGCGAGUGGAGCAUCAUGGCCACCCUCAAGGGCGUUUCCAGUGUAAAGCGUUUCAGCGUGGAUUAUUAUGUUCUGCCCAAGUUCGAGGUCCUAGUCAAAGUCCCGGACGUGGUCCACUGGGAGGACGUCCUGAAAGGCUUCGUCUCUGCAAAGUACUUCUACGGCAAACCCGUCCGCGGACGCAUGGCCGUCACCUUCAGCCGCCGUUACCAUGGCGACGAUCAGACUCACAGCGAGGAGGCGGAGAUGGACGGAUCUGGGAAGUUCAGGUUUGAUGUUUCUCUGUUUUCUGCGCCGUGGAGCAGAAUGUUGAUCCGGGACGAGCGGCCCGACGUCCUGAGCGUCCAGGUGUCUGUGACCGAACACCUGACAGGUCUGACCUGUAACAGCACAGUCAGCGUCUCUCUGGCUAAAAGCAGAUUCUCCGUUACCUUUGAAGACUUUCCUAAAGUCCUCAGGCCGUCUCUCAGCUUCAGCGGCACCCUGAAAGUGUCGACGUAUAACGGCGAGCCGCUGCAGGACCAGAGGAAGCUCCGCGUGUCGGUGAAGCAGCGGCGGAGCCGACAGACGGUGGACCAAUGGAGUCUUUUCCCAAAGAACAGUUCUGAUUCCUCAUGGAUGGAUUGGGACGAGUCGUCCUCAGAGGACAUGGAGCUGCCUGUCCCAGUGGACGGACUGGUCCCUCUGCACAUCCAGGUCCAGAGGGACACACAGCGCCUCACUGUGGCGGUUUCUCUGGAGGACUGUGAGAAGACGCUUUCUGUGGACCGGAGCUUCCGCUCCCAGAGCCGCGCCUACCUGCAGGUCCAGAAACCCUCCUCACCUGCACAGGUUGGUUCCCGUCUUCGGUUGAGGGUUGAGAAGAACUUUCAGAUUCCUGACGUUCACUACUUGGUGAAGUCCAGAGGUCAGGUGGUUUCUGCUGGGAGCAGCUCAGGUGAUGUGAGUCUGGUUCCUGAGGCGUCCUGGGCUCCUCUGGCCUCCGUCGUCGUUUACUGUGUCCAUCCAGGCGGUGAGGUCAUCAAUGAUGUCAUCCAUCUGCCCGUCACGCACUUCCUGCAGAACAAGGUCACCCACCUGCUCUGGACGUCCUGCGACCUGCUGGGCCCGUCCAUCAGCGGUUUGGACUCGCUGGUCCAGAUGCCGUUCGGCUGCGGUGAGCAGAACAUGAUCCACUUCGCUCCAAACGUCCACGUCCUGCGGUACCUCAGCGCCAGAGGCCCGCUGGACCCGGCGCUGCAGAACCGGGCCACUGACUACAUGCUGAAAGGUUAUGAGCGGCAGCUGUCCUACCAGCGGGCCGACGGCUCCUUCAGCGCCUUCGGCCAGCAGGACUCGUCAGGCAGCACCUGGCUGACGGCCUUCGUGCUGCGCUGCCUACUGCAGGCGCGGCCGUGGGUUGGCGUGGACGGCCGGGUUCUGGAGAGCGCGGCGGCGUGGCUGGCGGCGCAGCGGACCGCGGGCGGCGCCGCGGCGGAGCCCGGCACCGUGAUCCACUCGGAGCUGCAGGGCGGCCUGGACGGACCCGUGUCCCUCACCGCCUACGUCCUGGUCGCCCUCCUGGAGGACGGCUACAUCAGGGCGCAGUACGCCGCCCAGGUGACCUCUGCCCUCGCCUACCUGGAGGCCCGGCUGGACCAGGGCGUCUCCAGCAACUACAGCCUGAGUCUGCUCAGCUACGCUCUGGCCCUGGCAGGAAGCCCCGCCUCCCACGCCGCGCUCAACCGUCUGAUUGGCCGAGCCGACCUGAGGGACGGCGUCCCGACCUGGUCCUCACCUGACGCUGGCCUGUCAUCGUCAUGGCAACCUCGCUCGGCAGACAUCGAGAUGGCGUCCUACGUUCUGCUUUCUCUCUACGAACUGAACCGGGUCGACGAAGGUCUGAGUCUGAUGAGGUGGCUGAGCCAGCAGAGGAACCACCUGGGAGGAUACGGCAGCACGCAGGACACGGUGGUGGCUCUGCAGGCUCUGUCCGCCUUCGCCGCUCUGCAGGGGUCACAGCGCUCCGACCUGGACGUCACGGUAACCAACGGGGACUCGGGCGUCGUCGCCUCCUUCCACAUCGACCAGGACAACUUCCUGCUGCUCCAGAGUCGCCAGAUUGAUCCAGAACCGGUUCUGGACCUGCAGGUGACGGCGUCGGGUCGUGGACUCGCUCUGCUCCAGCUCAACGUGUUUUACAACGUCCGCAGCCAGGAGCUGCUGAGGAUGAGGAGCGAAGAGCAGGAGGCGUUUCACCUGCAGGUGGCGCUGAGUGAGCAGCAGGACGACGCCCACCUGUUGAUCUGCUCCAGCCUGGCCCGCCACCUGGGCCUGAAUGAGACCGGGAUGGUUCUGAUGGAAGUGGGUCUGCUGAGCGGCUUCAGCGCCCGACCGGACCUGGUACCGCUGGGCGGCGCCGUGAAGCGAGUGGAGACCGAGCCGGGCAGGGCGGUUCUGUACCUGGACUCUGUGUCGACCCAGGAGUCGUGUCUGCUCGUCCCGCUGCUGGUGGAGUUCAAGGUGGCCCGGGUCCAGGAAGCCUCGGUCAGCGUUUACGACUACUACGAGCCACGGCGCAGGACGGUGCGGUCGUACCGAUCGUCUUGGCGCAGCCACGUCUCCUCCUGCGUCUUCUGCGGACUUGACUGCAGCCGGUGCCGAGCGAGCAACGACUACGAGCUGAACGCCGCGCCGCGCUGCAGCCGCCACUUCCUGCUGCGCCACUUCCUGCUGCGCCACUUCCUGCUGCUCCUCUUCGUCACCUUCAGCGCCUGAAGGCCGACAGAACAGCGGCCAGCUGGGCUGCGACCUGCAGCGGGUUCAAUAAUAAUGAUCAGAGAUUCUGAGUUCUGGCUCAAUUUCUUCCUUCUUCGGGUUUUCAGGAAUAAAUCUAGAAUAAAGUCUGAACCAGUGAAAUCACGUUUCUGCUCCGUCUGAAGCAGAUCUGGACCAGAGGACAGGCAGACAUGUUUGCUCAGAGCUGAACGGCCUAAUUAAAGCAGACAAACGAGGUUAAGGAUGAGCCUUCAGCUCAUACAGGUCACUGAAUCUUUGGCUAAAAGCAGAAAAUGAUUUUAAUAUUUCAUGUAUUCAUCAGGAGGCCGGUCCACAUCGACCAGAACCUCCAGGACCGGCACCGCGAUGCUGCUACGCUCAGCUUUUAGCUUCAGGAUCAGCUGUUAGCUUCAGGAUCAGCUGUUAGCUUCAGGA